Medioppia subpectinata is the source of this 772-nucleotide messenger RNA. The record is from the annotation of a GenBank genome assembly. NCBI's taxonomy places the organism in Eukaryota, Metazoa, Arthropoda, Arachnida, Sarcoptiformes, Oppiidae.
AAUUCUUGAUGAUUAAAAAUCUCAAAUUGUGUGAUAAAAAUGUUUCAUUUUAUUUCGUUCUUUGUUUAGCAAAAAAUACAUAUAUUUUAAUUUAAUAUAAAAUUUUAAUUAAUUGGAUAUAAUGUCGGAAUUGUUAGAAAACAACAUUAAUAACAAUAAUAAUAGCAUUUCUUUCUAUGAAAGAGUAAAAGUUGUGUUUUUGGGCGAACAAAGUGUCGGCAAAACAUCGCUUAUAACUCGGUUUAUGUACGACUCGUAUGAGACCUCAUAUCAGGCGACUAUCGGUAUUGACUUCUUGUCAAAAGUGAUGUCAACUCCCGACCGGACGAUAAGACUUCAGUUGUGGGACACCGCAGGACAGGAACGCUUCAGGAGUUUGAUUCCCAGCUAUAUUAGGGACUCCGGGGUCGCCGUCAUUGUGUACGACAUCACCAAUUCGCGGACUUUUAAUCGCAUAGACAAUUGGGUGACAGAAGUGAGAGCCCAAAGGGGCGAAGCGGCGCUUAUAUUGAUUGUCGCCAAUAAGACUGAUCUGAAUGACAAACGACAGGUCAGUAUUAGUGAAGGCGAGACCAAAGCCCGUGAACUAAAUGUACUGUUUGUGGAGACGAGCGCUAAGACGGGAACCAAUGUCAAGAAGUUGUUCCGAAAAGUUGUCGACAAUUUGCCGAAACAACCAAACGAUGAAAGCCUUCGCAAAGAAUUUGAGGUCCGUCUCAAUGAAACCAAUGCUCUGAUUAUUAAUGCCGACAAACAGUGCUCUUAUUGUUAG